Myzus persicae (green peach aphid) is the source of this 1870-nucleotide messenger RNA. RefSeq lists its product as uncharacterized. The record is from RefSeq and is a predicted model, not a curated record. Bases 299 to 1705 code for a protein of 468 amino acids. NCBI's taxonomy places the organism in Eukaryota, Metazoa, Arthropoda, Insecta, Hemiptera, Aphididae. The transcript has 5 exons.
GCGCAGUUAACCGUCGCACACGACCGUAUAAACACACACGCGCACACUUCUGCCGGACCACACCACUCACGGACGACGACCGUGUAUAAUAUAAUAUUUAUUGUAUUACACGCGACUGCAGUGUUCGCCCGCCCGCACAAACGCGUAAUACUGCCGCACGCACUCCUGGAGGAGCUGAAUAUUAUUAUUAUUAUCAUUAUUCUUAUUAUAUUAUAAUAUUUUCGACUAGCAAAACCUCGAAAAUAAUAUUAUAAUAAUACAGUAGCCGUCCCAACUAUAGACACACUGCAAAACCGUCAUGAUUGCCACCAGUACAAUGCGGGUCGCUUUGACCGUGGUCACAGUAUUUGCAUGGUUUGCGGCAGGUCAAAGAAUUACAACAAUACAGUUGGAUGGCACUCAGUACUACAUCAGCAGGAUGAAUCCAUAUUCAGCGGAAUUAAACUACUUUUUGGCAUAUGAAUAUUGCAGAUCAAUUGGAUUGCAAUUGGCUUCAUUUGAAACGUUGGAAAAAACAAACUCUAUAUCAGAUUUCUUAAGAAAUGCUGGUUACAACAAAUUCGACUAUUGGACGUCUGGAAACCGCUUGGGCACCGAUAUGCUCAUCUGGAUGUCUACUGGUCUGCCGUUCAACACGACUUUCAGCCAAAUGAAACGGCCGAACCCGGACAAUAACGGUCUGGACAACGAAGACUUGAAAAUGAACGCUAGGCCGGAACUGCCCAUAGCCAGGAAAAAGAGGGGCGAAAGUGGUUCCAGGGACGGAUGCGUAGCGAUCAAAGCGCCUAACAUGGACUGGGUGACGGCUGACUGUACCGAUCUGAAGGACUUCAUUUGCGAACAGACCAGGUGUUAUUAUUACAACUACGGGUCGAUUCCGGUGUCCUCCAGCCAGGGUUUUGGUUAUAAACAAAAAGCUGCGGCAAUCCCAAUUCACUCAAACAUAUCUUUGGAGGAAAACACUACCACUCCGACAACUACUACUACUACUACCACUACUACCAUGAAUCCCACCACAACUACUACCAUCGCAGCCACCAAUUCCACCACAACCUCUACCACAACCACGCCAGCUUCGCCUACUGUUAUGCCCACGACCUCCACCGCUGCUGCCGCAGAGAACUACGCGGUCACUGACUUCCAGCGGAAGUCGGGUUUCGACGACGGCCACGAAAACGACGCUCCUAGGGCUGCGGAACCGGAACCCGAACUGACGGUCGCCACGACGUCAGGUCCGGUGGUAGAUGACUCGCCGUCUGCUAGCACGAUCGAACCACUGCAAAGUGGAUAUCAAGAGUCGCAAACCGACGAACAACAGUCGACCAGUGAACCACGAGCGGAGAGUCAGUAUUAUACCACCGAACUUCCGACGCUCAUCCAGAUGCACAAUCAACAACAGCACGAACAACAGGAGCACGACCAACAGCUGCAUAAACAUAAUCAACGAGACGAUGUUCAACAGCGCGGCAACCAAGAAAUAGGUCGUCGAGAUCAACUGCAGCAGCACAACAAUGCGUACGCUUUCGAAUCGCUGGAAAAAGCUUUUGCCACUGCAGUGCCGCACAAGAUUAGAUCCACCAAGGACUUGGAACAGCCCAAAGACGCUGCCGCAGCUGCCGGUGAUCUACAGUUACCGUGGUCGUGGGCCAAAGACAUAAUGUUACAAAAACCAGUGUUGAAAAAGUCAUCACAGGAAGUCGCUUAGUUCCAUAACAAUCGGCGAGUCUUACGUUCAAAAUAUCAUGUUUAUUUGAAGAAAUUUUUUUUUAAAAAAACAGAAUAAUUACGUAUUGCAUAUGGAAAUCAAAAAUCAACCACAAACCUAAACUUCGUACAAACAUUGCUCUCUCCCGAGUUUCUCCCUACACGU